Molecule: messenger RNA, 2014 nt
Organism: Micropterus salmoides (largemouth bass)
Lineage: Eukaryota; Metazoa; Chordata; Actinopteri; Centrarchiformes; Centrarchidae
Gene: ccdc25
Product: coiled-coil domain containing 25
Exons: 9
Coding region: 152-775 (207 amino acids)
Source: RefSeq, a predicted model, not a curated record
UAACAACUUCCCGGGUCAACUUAUACAUGCGAGAAGUGACAGCAGCAGCAGCGAUCAGCGGGCAAACAGCUGGUUAUUCAUUGUCUUCAUAAUCAGUGGGUUUGCUUUCAAACUUCUUCAUCUUUGAGUGGCGAGUUUUAAUUCCCGUAAAAUGGUGUUUUACUUCACAAGUGCCGUGGUGAACCCCCACUACACAAUCUACAUGGGAAAAGACAAAUACGAAAAUGAGGAUCUAAUUAAGUAUGGAUGGCCUGAAGACAUCUGGUUUCAUGUGGACAAACUGUCUUCGGCUCACGUUUAUCUGAGACUGCCAAAGGGUCACACAAUAGCUGAUAUCCCCCCGGAGGUGCUGAUAGACUGUGCACAGCUGGUGAAAAACAACAGCAUCCAAGGCUGCAAGAUGAACAACAUCAAUGUGGUUUACACACCGUGGUCAAACCUGAAGAAAACCGGAGACAUGGACGUAGGACAGAUCGGCUUCCAUCGACAGAAAGAGGUAAAGAUCGUGUCGGUGGAGAGGAAGAUCAACGAGAUCAUAAACCGUCUGGAGAAAACUAAAGAAGAACGGCUCCCUGACCUGGCGGCGGAGAAAGAGUCGAGAGACCGAGAGGAGAGGAAUGAGAAGAAAGCUCAGCUCCAAGACCUGAAGAAGAAAGAGAAGGACGAGCAGAAGAGGAAAAAAGAGAUGGAGGAACUCAAGAACUACACGUCACUGAUGAAGAGUGAAAAUAUGAAGACUAAUGAGGACGGCUACGAUUCAGACGACUUCAUGUAAGCGGUGAACACCAGGCAGAGUACAGACAGAAUCCUCCUCCACCUUUCAGAUCUGCUGUCAGGACGUUCCCCUGCUGCUUUUUGUUGCUGCACCUCUGCACUGACAUUGGAGAGAGAAAUAAAAAAAGACAAAUGGCUACCUUUUUUUGCUUUUGGACACUUGGAGCAGAAAGGGAGCCAAUGAAGGACAGCGCUGGGUCUUAUUCCACACUUGCUGAUUGGUUCAGACACUUGCCACCAAACCAAGCUAGCCUCCUCAUCAAUGGACGACACUGUGGGAGAAACACAGGACAUGAAGAAUGCUGAUGAUCAUUUUGAGGGGGGGGGAACACUGAAGUAGCAGAACUGUUUGAUUGGGUUUUCACUUCCAUGUCGACAGAUCGUGAUGUUUGUUAAAAUGAGUGUGUGGGUGUUUAAUAACCCUGCGAACCCUUCUGCUCACUUUCUUCAUGUUGUCAUUUCUCUGCAUGCCAGAUUUUAUUGAAUACAAUCCAGUGUAUCUAUUAAAAUCACUUAUGUUGACAAGCCCUUUAUAUUCUUUUGUAAAGCACCACAAACCAGUUCCAGCCACUAUCAUUCAACUGCAGCACCAUAGUGAUUGGAGUAAAGGGUGACACAGUUUACAAUGAUGAAAUACAGAGAGGAGGAACAAUCAAAUGUUUGGCAUUUCUGCUAGAAAUAAAUGACUUUAGCAACUAACAAAGCACACAAAAUUUGAAACACAGUUAAGAGUCAGCAAGUGGACCUCGAGUAAAGAUGAAAACAGCUAGUGCUUUCACCUGUUCAAUACUGGACCUGAACAACUGAGGAAUGUGACGGCCGCAUCAGUUUAGACCUGCAGAUGUAUGUGUCAAAUCUAAUCUAAUGUCAGAGUCUGCAGGUCUAAAAUGCUGAUGCUGUUACUUAACCUUUCUUUUAAGCGAGGUGCUUUGCAUGCCAGUUGUUUCCUGUGACAACAUCAUACUAACUUCUGAGGUAAUAUCUGUAUUUUAGUGUGUUUACUUUCAGUGCCAAGAUGUUUUGUUUCUGGUCUCCAAUGUUGAAAAUCUGAAUCGUAUUACUGAAAUGAUGAUAAUAAAUCAGGAUUCCUGUAAAGCGUAUAGCAGAAUAUAUGGUCAGGAUUUGAUAAUGAGUUGUGGAAAGUAUAUUGCGACGUCUUGACAUUUUACGGAUAAAUGUUUGUCUUGAACAUCUGAACUGUAGCUUUGUUAUUAUGAAUACAUAUGCUGCCAUUUGGAAU